Molecule: messenger RNA, 3792 nt
Organism: Penicillium argentinense
Lineage: Eukaryota; Fungi; Ascomycota; Eurotiomycetes; Eurotiales; Aspergillaceae
Product: MRX complex DNA-binding subunit
Exons: 3
Coding region: 1-3792 (1263 amino acids)
Biological process (GO): chromosome organization involved in meiotic cell cycle; telomere maintenance via recombination; telomere maintenance via telomerase
Cellular component (GO): Mre11 complex; condensed nuclear chromosome; nucleus
Molecular function (GO): single-stranded telomeric DNA binding; double-stranded telomeric DNA binding; ATP hydrolysis activity
Source: RefSeq, a predicted model, not a curated record
AUGACAGGUACCAUCAUCGAAUGUCUGAAAUAUGCCACCACUGGUGACCUUCCUCCGAACAGCAAAGGCGGCGCCUUUAUCCAUGACCCUAAAUUAUGUGGCGAAAAGGAAGUUCUUGCCCAGGUGAAGCUCUCUUUCAAUGGCACCUCCGGCGCAAAGAUGGUUGCUACACGUAGUUUGCAGCUUACGGUCAAGAAAACCACGAGGCAACAAAAGACACUGGAAGGACAAUUGGUGAUGGUGAAGAAUGGCGAGCGUGCAUCCAUUUCUUCACGGGUGGCAGAGCUGGACCAAAUAAUGCCUCAGUACCUGGGUGUUUCCAAGGCAGUCUUGGAUUCGGUCAUUUUUUGUCACCAGGACGAGAGCUUGUGGCCGAUGAGUGAGCCGUCCGUACUCAAAAAAAGGUUCGACGAGAUUUUUGAAGCCAUGAAGUAUACCAAGGCCAUCGACAACAUCAAAGCAUUGCGAAAGAAGCAAAAUGAGGAGCUGGCCAAGUUCAAAAUUAUGGAACAGCAUGCCAAAGAAGACAAAGACAAGGCCGAUCGAGCAGAAAAGCGAUCAGUCAAGCUGCAAGAUGAAAUCGAGGCUCUGCGAGAGGAGACUCAUCAAAUGUCCAAAGAGAUGCGCCGGGUUGCCGAUCUAGCUGACAAGGCCUGGAAGGAAUCCGAAAGCUACGCCCAGAUCCUUGGUGCGCUAGAAGGAAAACGAAUCGAAGCCAAGAGUAUCGAAACGACGAUUGAGAACCUAAAACAUCACCUCGUCGAGCUUGAUGACUCCGAUGAAUGGCUUGAGUCCACAUUGGAGCAAUUCGAGACCAAGCAGAUCGAGUACCAGCAACAGGAAGAAGUCCAAAAAGAGACCUACAUGGACCUCAAAGAACGGAUCGAGCAAACCAGGCACCGGUUGGGCUUGAAACAGGCCGAAAAUGGCAAGUUUGAAAACGACAAGGCCAAUUUCGAGCGACAGCUGCAAAGGCGCCAGAAUAUGAUCACCGAUAUCGCCCGUGGGAAUAAUCUUCGUGGUGUUGAUGGCAACAUGGACCAAGCUGAUGUCGAUGCAUUCAUGCAAAGGAUCCGUCGUUUCCUGCGGGAUCAAAAUCAGGCUCUUGAACGUGUCAAGCGAGAGGCUCAAAAAGAGCUUCGCGAAGUUCAAGAAACACUCAAUGAGAUUGGACAGAGGAAAUCCGCCCUCCAGGAAAGCAAGAACGCCGCGAAGAGACAAAUCGCAGCAAAUGACUGCGAGUCGGCAGCAUAUCAGAGAAAGCUCAAUGAAAUCGAUGUCGACGAGGGAAUCCAGUCCUCUCUAGAGGCCAAAAUCGAGGACAUCACCUCGAGCCUUGAGCAUGCCAAAGAACGGGCGCAGAAUUCAUCCUGGGAUACGAAAAUUCAAGACAUCAAUGCUCAGAUCCAGCGCCUCGAAGACGAUAGUCUUAAAUUGAAUAGCGAGCUUAUAGAAUCUUCGAAGAAAGCAAAGGAACUGGCGCAGCUGGAAUAUCUCAAAAAGGAUGCGAAGGAAAAAGAACGAAGCCUGCAGACAAUGAGGGGAGCCCAUGGAGACCGUCUUGCGAAAUGUGUUGGCUCAGAUUGGCAACCCCAAACGCUAGAGCACGACUUCCAGCAUGUGCUUGAUGUUGAAACGAAGGGCUUGACCGACGCGGAACGUGGGCGCGAUGGUGUGAGCCGGGAGCUAGAACAGGUCGAGUUCAGGCUGAAAAAUGCCAAGAAGAGCCUGAAACAACGCAAGAAGGAACUUGAUGAAUGUGUCAAAGAGAUUCGCGAGGCGAUCGAAGCAGAGCCCUCGGAAUAUCCAGAUACUGUCAAGGAACGACAAGCACAAUAUGAUCUCGCUCGCAAGGAUGCGGAUCAAUUCGCCGGUAUGGGUGAAUACCUCAACAGAUGCCUCGAGGCAGCUAGACAGGUCAAGAUGUGCCGCACUUGCCAGCGCCCAUUCAAGAGCGAAGCUGAGCUCCAGAACUUUACCAAGAAAAUGGAGGCACUAGUCAAGAAGGCCGGUAUAGACGCCGAAGACGAGUCACUGAAAUGUCUAGAGGAGGCGCUCAAAACUGCACGGGAAGCCAGUGCAGCGUACGAUUCAUGGAUUCGUCUCAAGGAGACCGAUAUCCCGGAAUUAGAAAAGGAGGAGGAGGAAUGCGAAUCGCAGCGAGAUCAGCUACUUGAUAGGCUCGAAGCCCACGAUCGAACAGUCAGCGAGAAAUCAGAAAGCAAGCGAGAUGUCGAAGCAUUGUCCAAGACAGUCAGCACAAUCGUAAAAUAUGAUGCUGAAAUCAAAUCCAGCAUGUCCAAUAUCGAGGAGCUUUCGACAAAACAACAAGGUGUCUCUACAGGUCGCUCUUCGGAUGAUAUCCAAGAUGAACUCAAGAGUGCCAAUGACAAAUCCCGCGAGCUGAAAAAGGCGCUCGCAAAACUCACCAGUGACAAGGAGCAGACACAAGCUGAAAUGAACAAGCUGGAGCUCCAACUCAGGGAUGUGAGAGAUAGCCUCAACAAUGCCAAAUUUCAACUGGAGAAGAAGGCCGAUCUGCUCGUCCGGAUGGAGGGAUACAAAAAACUCAAUUCUCAACAGCGAGAGAUCAUCGACCAGGCAGAUAAGGAUAUCGAAAGUCUGUCGCCAGAACUGCUGCAGGCUCAAACCCGCUACGAAGAUAUUAGCCAACGAGCUGACGCACGCGAACGAGGUUUGCAGCAUGAGAUCAACCGUGUUUCGGAAAGUAUUCACCAACUCGAUCUUGCGAAUGAUGACAUCAAUUCGUAUAAUGAACGAGGUGGUCCAACUCAACUCGAGCAGAGCAAGCGAGAGCUUGUCCAGAUUGAAGAAGAGAUCAGCAAGCUUGAGGCUGAGCAAAAUGAGAUCACACGCGAGAUAAACAAGAUUUCUGCCCAAUUGAAGGAUAGCGAGAACACGAAACGCCAGUACUCGGAUAAUCUUACUUACCGCAAGGCGAAUCGGUCUUUGCGCAAGGUCUUAGCCGAGGUCAAGCAACUUGAGGAACAAAAUGCUGAAGUCGACCGCAGUCGCUUCAAACAGGAGUCGGAGCGUUGGACCCGCGAACAUAAUGCACUUGCUGCCAAACAGGCCAGCAAGAUGGGCGAAAUGAAGUCUAAGGAUGACCAAUUGAUGCAACUUCUGGCAGACUGGAAUACAGAUUACAAAGAUGCGGCUUCCAAAUACAAAGAAUCUCAUAUCAAGGUGGAAACCACAAAGGCUGCAGUGGAAGAUCUCGCCCGCUAUGGAGGAGCCCUUGACAAGGCAAUCAUGCGAUACCAUGGCUUGAAGAUGGAGGAAAUCAAUUCAAUUAUCGGGGAACUCUGGCAAAAGACGUACCGCGGAACUGAUGUCGACACGAUCCUCAUUCGAUCUGACAACGAGAACGCCAAAGGCAAUCGCUCAUACAAUUACCGCGUUUGCAUGGUCAAAUCGGGUGCAGAAAUGGACAUGCGAGGACGUUGCAGCGCUGGUCAGAAAGUACUGGCCAGUAUCAUCAUUCGCCUUGCGUUAGCGGAAUGCUUCGGUGUCAACUGUGGUUUGAUCGCUCUUGACGAACCUACCACGAAUUUGGAUCGUGAUAACAUUCGAUCGCUUGCCGAGUCGCUGCAUGACAUCAUUCGCGCUCGCCAGCAGCAGUCUAACUUCCAGUUGAUCGUCAUUACCCACGACGAGGAAUUUUUGCGCCAUAUGCAAUGCGGAGAUUUCAGUGACUACUAUUAUCGUGUGUCUCGGAACGAAAGACAAAAGUCGAUCAUUGAGAGACAGUCGAUUGCAGAGGUCAUGUAA